CCUCAAAUAGAGCGUUAAGUCUGGCUGUAGCUUCGUUAUUCCCCCAUCGUGAAACUCUUACUCUCCCCCCUCACAACCCUGACCACCGAAUGAACCACCAUGCCUCAGAAGGAAUUCUGCCCUAAGAGCUAUCAAGAGACUCUGGAAGGCGCUCAGAGCCCCUCUUCCGUACAUCUUCGCUCAAGCCCAAAAGACCGAUCUUUCGACUUCCUGUUCGAGCCUAUCCGCGAGAACCUGUUCAGAGUCACCUUCUCCUCGCAAGAUCAUCCUCUUCCCCCGUAUCCCAGCGUGACCAGGCCGACCACGGACCUGAAUGGCGUCGAGGUAUCUGCAACAAGCGGUCCCAAUCAGAAGACCAUCGAAGUAGGCAAUGUGACAGCCUCCGUCCAGUGGACCAACACUCCCGUGGUCUCGCUAGCAUGGAAGGGCGCACAGGAGCCCUUGUAUCGGGAUCUGCCGUUGCGAUCCUACGUCGCAGACGCAACAGGCAUCGCGCACUACACCGAGCACGACCGAGAUGCGCUUCACGUCGGGCUGGGGGAGAAGAGAGCCCCGAUGGAUCUUAGCGGGCGUCAUUUCCAACUGUCAGCCACCGACAGCUUCGGGUACGAUGUCUACAACACCGAUCCCCUGUACAAGCAUAUUCCGCUCUUGAUCAAAGCGACCCCACAAGGAUGCGUGGCGAUCUUCUCCACCACACACGCCCGAGGAACCUGGUCGGUUGGUUCGGAAAUCGACGGCCUUUGGGGCCAUUUCAAAGUCUACCGCCAAGACUACGGCGGACUCGAACAGUAUCUCAUUGUCGGAAAGACCCUCAAGGAUGUCGUGAGGGCGUAUGCAGAGCUUGUCGGCCUCCCGAUCCUCGUGCCCAGAUGGGCAUACGGAUACAUCUCGGGCGGGUACAAGUACACCAUGAUGGACGAGCCGCCGGCUAACCAAGUCCUGAUGGAGUUUGCGGACAAGCUGGAAGAGCAUGGCAUCCCCUGCUCGGCGCACCAGAUGAGCUCCGGAUACUCGAUCGCGGAAACGGAGCCCAAAGUCCGCACUGUCUUCACCUGGAACAAGCAUCGCUUCCCAAACCCGGAAGAGUGGACUGCUAAAUACCACUCCCGCGGAAUUCGCCUUCUCUCGAACAUCAAGCCGUUCCUGCUUGCCUCCCACCCUAGUUAUCAGAAGCUGAUAGAGGGGAACGGGUUCUUCAAGAAUCCGGACAACGAUGAGCCAGGGUAUAUGCGCCUGUGGAGUGCGGGAGGCGCAACUGGGGGUGACGGCUGCCAUAUCGACUUCUCCUCAUCCGUUGCAUUCAAGUGGUGGUACGAUGGCGUCCAAAGCCUGAAACGUGCCGGAGUGGAUGCCAUGUGGAACGACAACAAUGAGUAUACGCUCCCAGAUGACGAUUGGAAACUAGCUCUCGAUGACCCGACUGUUUCCGAAGCCACCAAAAAGGAUGUCAAAAACUCCGUUGGACUCUGGGGUCGAGCAUUGCACACCGAACUCAUGGGCAAAGCCUCUCAUGACGCUCUUCUCGAUCUCGAACCUAAUCACAGGCCCUUCGUCCUGACCCGGAGUGCCACCGCAGGCACGAUGCGCUACGCUGCCAGCACCUGGAGUGGAGACAAUGUCACCAGCUGGGAAGGCAUGAAGGGGGCGAACGCUCUGUCCCUCAAUGCCGGCAUUUCUCUUUUGCAGUGUUGCGGUCACGAUAUUGGAGGCUUUGAAGGACCCCAGCCAUCUCCCGAACUGCUUCUCAGAUGGAUCCAGUUGGGUGUUCACUCCCCUCGAUUCGCGAUCAACUGCUUCAAGACCUCCCCGGGGAAUAGUUCAGUCGGAGAGGUCAUCGAACCGUGGAUGUACCCCGAAAUCACUCCCCUCGUCAGGGACACAAUCAAGCGUCGCUACGAGAUCCUUCCUUACAUAUACUCCCUGGGACUGGAGAGCCACCUGACCGCCUCCCCACCCCAACGCUGGGUCGGCUGGGGCUAUGAAUCCGACCCCGAGGUCUGGACCAAGGCUCUCAAGUCAGGGGAUGAGCAAUUCUGGUUCGGCGACACCAUCCUAGUCGGAGGUGUCUACCAGCCAGGUGUAAAUUUUGGCAAGAUAUAUCUCCCUCGGAAGGUGACCGACCAGUUCGAUUUCGGGUAUGUAAACAUGAACGAGCCCUACAACUAUCUCAGUUCCGGCCAAUGGGUGGAAAUUCCGUCUGAAUGGAAGAAGAGCAUUCCCCUCUUGGCCAGAAUCGGUGGUGCUAUCCCCGUCGGGAAGUCGGUCCAUACCAGGGUGCCUGACGAUGAGACUCCAGCGUCGGUAGGUGUGAAGGAAAUCGACGACUAUAGAGGUGUUGAGAUUUUCCCGCCUAGGGGCGACUCUCAUGGACGGGUCUUCACCACCACUUGGUUCGAGGAUGAUGGAAUCUCGCUUGAACCGAGCAUAUCUGGGUACAAGCUCAGCUAUAGCUCCACGACAGAGAAGGUCGUUGUUGGCUUUACCCGAGAUGAGAAAUCCGGGUUUGUUCCCGCGUGGAAAGAGCUGGAUCUCAUCCUGCAUAAUGGUGAUGAGAGACGGGUUGUUUCUGAUACUGGAAAGACGGUGGAGUACAAGGGGAAGGAUGCCAGGGGACGUGUGGUGUACACCCUGAAGAACUAGAUAGGAGGAUUCCUGUAUGCUCGUCAGCAUUGGAUGUUGGUAUUCGGAAA
Molecule: messenger RNA, 2693 nt
Organism: Aspergillus heteromorphus CBS 117.55
Lineage: Eukaryota; Fungi; Ascomycota; Eurotiomycetes; Eurotiales; Aspergillaceae
Product: putative alpha-glucosidase
Exons: 2
Coding region: 100-2643 (847 amino acids)
Biological process (GO): carbohydrate metabolic process
Molecular function (GO): carbohydrate binding; hydrolase activity, hydrolyzing O-glycosyl compounds
Source: RefSeq, a predicted model, not a curated record